AUGGCAAUCGAGGUGUUUCAAAUCAAAGCUCACAACAGGUGUUCUGGAAAAGGAUUUGGAAACUGGAGGUGCCAAAUAAGGGGAGAACUUCUGCUGGGGUUGUGGAUUGGUGGAAUGUACCUGGAGUGGCUUGCGCAAUAUAAAGCUUGUAUGGAGAGAUCACAACCCAUUGUUUCCCCCUGCCUGGUUCGGAGGAUUCGCCCACCUAAUCACACCCUUGUGCUCAAUUGUGAUGGCGCCGUAGGAAAGGAGGGCCGACACGAGGCUGGGGGAGGACCAAUGGGUUUGGAUGCGGUUGGAACUGAGCUAGCGGCCAUAAAGUAA
This is a messenger RNA of Prunus armeniaca (apricot), 324 nucleotides long. The record is from the annotation of a GenBank genome assembly. NCBI's taxonomy places the organism in Eukaryota, Viridiplantae, Streptophyta, Magnoliopsida, Rosales, Rosaceae.